Coregonus sp. 'balchen' is the source of this 1912-nucleotide messenger RNA. The record is from the annotation of a GenBank genome assembly. Lineage: Eukaryota; Metazoa; Chordata; Actinopteri; Salmoniformes; Salmonidae.
AUGAGAGACCGUCUGGAGGAACUGCGUCAGAGGGCCCAGGAGUUCCGGGAGGCGAGCAACAAGGUAGUUGAGACCCCAUUCCCUGAGGAGGACGCUGACCUUGAUGACCAGGCAUGGAUUAGUGGCGCCACCCCGCAACAGGCUGUGGUGUUUGAGGAGGAACCAGUCCUGGACAACUUCCUGUCCGAGGCUCAGCAUAUCCGCUGUGACAUCACUGAGCUGGAAACUGAGGUGAGUGAUCUCACAUAUUCCUCCUAAGAGUGGCCGGAAUUAUAUACACUGUUCGAUCCGCAAAGCCUGCACCUUAGUUUGACUGCAACUUAAUGUCCAUGAGAAUACUGUGAUGAAUUCGGGAGGUGGAAGGAUGCUCUAUAAAUUCUUGUUGUUCUUUUAAAGUUUGACUAAAUCCUCUUCUCCUUCUCCCAAGGUGAAGAAGUUUAGCCAGCAACAAAGGAGCCUGGUGGCAACCAUGCGUCAUUUCAGUGUGAUGAAGAAGGAGAGCAGUGUGACGAGGGACAUCAAGCUGCAGGCAGAGAGCAUCCACAGAAAGCUGGAUGUCCUCUCCAAGAAGGCACAGAGUUUAGAAGGCCUGCAGGGACAGGCUACAGCCACUACACGCAUCCAACGCUCCCAACACGCAGCGCUACACAGACAUUUCCAACAGGUCACUCUCAAAUAGUUAUUCUAACCUUUUAUUUCAAUGGUGUUUUUCUGAUGUGUUCAAUAACACGUGAACGUUAGCAAAAAAAAUAUUUGUUAGGUUAGUUUGCACAUUGUAGCCUUCUUGAAUAUUCGCGAGCACUAGCUAAGCUAACAGCGAACAGAAAUUGAUGUUUUUGGUCUAAAGUACUUUUUCAUAUUUUAUCACACCUAGGUGAUGCGUCUGUACAACGACUCCAUCCUUAGUAAACAGGAGCGUUGUAAACACUUCAUCAUCCGCCAGCUGGAGGUGUCUGGUCGCGAUGUCACCGAGGAGGAAGUGGACGAAAUGGUUGCUGUGGGGAAGUGGGAGGUGUUUAACCAGAACCUCCUCAACAACGAACGCAUCACACGCUCUAAGCUGUCUGAGAUCGAGCAGAGACACAAGGUAAGUGUGAUGACAUUAACAUAGAAAAGUUUUGAUGUGUAAGAGAAUGCAAGACUAUGUUAUCUAAGCAAAGUGAUGACCUUGAUAUCCCUCAGUAAGGGAUAAAUGAGAACUGCAGUAGGAGUCGUAUGUCUGUGACAGACAAACACUAAUGUCGGCUCUAAUUUAGACCAAUUUUACUGUCCAUUCAGACAACCCUUGACUACUGUUCUGUCCUAAUCUUUUCUGUAACUACUAUAGGAGCUGGUGAAUCUGGAGAGCAACAUGAAGGAGCUGAGAGAUCUGUUCAUGGAUAUCUUUAUGUUGGUGGAGGAGCAGGGAGACUACAUAAACCACAUCCAGACCAGCGUAGAGAAGACACAGGACUACGUCACCGUCACUAACGAGAAGUUUAAAAUGGCUGCAAGGUACAGGAAAAAGAACCCUCUGAGGAGGCUGUGCUGCUGUUGCUGCCCCUGGAGGUGAUGCACAUAGAGGAGAGACUGGAGACUGGAGAUACCCCUGGAGGUUUUUCAGAUGGGGAGAGGAUGAACUCUGGUGUGGAGAGUCUACAGGUGCAAAAAUCAACUGCUUACGUUGGUCAGAAAUCAUCCAAGAAUAAUAGGAUUCUAAGAGGAUGUGCAAUUGAAGCAGAGUGGGAGUCAGUGUUUCUACUCCUGAUGGACUGCUGAAGGACUGAUUAACUCAAGACAGAAUGCACUUUGAGAAUCAGCAAGACUGUUUAACUGGACAGAAGUGUUCACAAUGUGGAGACAGCUUGGAUGUUACUUUCAUGAAUCGCUGUUUUACGAUUCAUGUUAGUUUUUCUAUUUACUUAAACUUCAU